CUUAUUUGUUAAUUCCUUUUCUCCUCACCCAAAAUUGUGGUUUUGAGUUUUGACGAUUUUGGGUUUAGCGAGAGAAGAAAUGGAGAGCCGAAUUCUCGAAAACUGGAACAUAUAUCGAUCUUUCCUCGGAACAUUAGUAAGUUCGGAGAAAGUUCGAAACUUUAUCAUGUCGUUUUCUCGAAUUUGACCCGGUUAGAUCGCCUGAAACAUAUCGACGCUGUUGCUUGUGUUCUUCUUUUUCUAAAUCGCAUUUCCUCUAAUGUAUUCUUCGAUACUCUAUGGAAGAAGAUCUCUCGUGUUACAGAAAUGGCCUAAUCUGAGAGGUUCAGUGCAAAAUGUAUUCUCUGCUUUUUCCAGUUCCUUCUUCUCCUCUAGUGCUGCUGAUGUAAGCGCUCCUCAAGAUGGUCGAAAAGGGAGCAACUUUACAGUCUCUUACCUCGUUGAGUCACUGGGGUUCACUACGAAACUCGCAGAAUCGAUCUCGAGGAAAGUCUGGUCCGAGGGAAAGGGAGAUCCAGAUUCUGUAUUGAGCCUUCUUAGGAGUCAUGGGUUCACAGGUCCUCAAAUCUCUAGCAUCAUUAGGGCUUUCCCAGGAUUGCUCAUAUUAGAUGCUGAGAAAUCUAUUGGUCCCAAGCUUCAGUUUCUUCAGUCCAGAGGAGCUUCAAGCUCUGAGCUCACUGAGAUUCUUUCUAAAGUCCCUAAGAUCUUGGCACUGAGAUGGGAGAAAGCAAUCUGCAAACACUACGAUUUCGUCAAAAACAUCAUAAAUGCGGAUCAGAGUUCCAAAGGAUACGAAAAGUCUUGUCAGUCUUCUAUGCCACAAGCUAAUAAACUCAGAAAUGUAUUGGUUUUGAAAGAGCUUGGUGUGCCUCAGAAGCUGUUGUUCUCUAUGCUCAUCUCCGAUACACAUGUCUGCUGUGGGAAAGAAAGAUUUGAAGAAUCCGUCAAGAAGGUUGUUGACAUGGGCAUUGAUCCGACAACCUUAAAGUUUGUCGAUGCUCUACACGCUGUUUACCAAAUGAGCGACAAAACGAUUGAAGAAAAGGUAAACGUCUAUAAAAGUUUUGGCUUUGAUGUCGAAGACGUAUGGGCAAUGUUUAAGAAGUGGCCGAAGUUUCUGAUUUACUCGGAGCAAAAGAUAGUGGACUCCAUUGAAACAUUACUAGGCCUUGGGUUCACCAGAGAUGAGUUUGUGAUGAUGUGCAAGCGCUUUCCUCAGUUACUUGGAUGUUCCUCAGAGACAUUGUUGAAGAAGACUGAGUUUGUGGUGAAGAAGAUGAACUGGCCACUAAAGGCCGUGGCUUCAACACCUGCAGUACUUGGAUACAGCAUGGAGAAGAGGAUUGUACCAAGGUGUAACGUAAUUAAAGCUCUCAUGUCCAAAGGAUUGCUUGGAAAGGGAAGUGAACUUCCUUCAAUGUCGUAUGUCUUGGCGAUUACCGAUCAAGCCUUCUUAAACAAGUAUGUGAAGAAGCAUGAUGAUAAAGAGCUGGUGUCUGAGCUUAUGGCUAUCUUGACCAGAGGUCGUGUUUCAUAGAUAAAAAGGCUUGUCAAGGAUUUUGCUUUUCUUUAUCUAUAUCACUAAAAUUCGUUUUUUUUUUUCUUCUGUUCGUCUCCACAUACUUAGAUUCUUGCGACUUGGUUGAGUUCCGCAAGUGAAUGAGAUUUGAGUUGGAUCCUAUGAAAGAUACAACACCCAUCAGUCUUUUGUUCUUACCCGCUCAUUAGCAAGUUUGUAGAUAUUUUGGGAUUUGCGAUUUGUCUUUCUCGAAUUGAAUCAAAAUAUUGACUUUUUGUCAAAGCGAGUCUGCUUUUUCUAGUUCGUUCUUCUCUACUAGGUCUGCUCUAAUACGAGGUCCUGUCAGUGUUGAAGAAGCAUGGUUCAUGGUUGAGCUCCAUCUUGUUUACGUUCUGUUUUCAUGGUUUUGCUUUUGGCAACUUCUUGCAACAUAUCUUAGUUGCAGUUUCGAUAGCAUCGCAUAUUCUUAACAAAUGGCUUGUAUCCAUCAGGUCACUGCAGCAAGUGCAGUUCUUUUUCGAGGAAGAAGCAGAGGGAAAUGGCAGCUUCAUGACCCCAAGAGGCUUUGGGCGAAGGACAAUGGUAUGGAAAAUGCUGAGAGCAGAACCGGCAAAAGAUCGAUGAAAAAGAUAGCAACGCCAAUAAAUUGAAGCACUUGCAGAGGAAAAUCGUAGGAUCUCAAAAUGUGUAUGCCAAGAAAGUUGUUGGAAACUUUGUAAUUGUGCACCAAAUCUCUACAGGUU
This is a messenger RNA of Eutrema salsugineum, 2262 nucleotides long. RefSeq lists its product as uncharacterized. Gene Ontology annotation, biological process: chloroplast organization; regulation of DNA-templated transcription. The record is from RefSeq and is a predicted model, not a curated record. The transcript is spliced from 2 exons. Gene Ontology annotation, molecular function: double-stranded DNA binding. Gene Ontology annotation, cellular component: chloroplast. The coding region runs from base 260 to 1537 and encodes 425 amino acids. NCBI's taxonomy places the organism in Eukaryota, Viridiplantae, Streptophyta, Magnoliopsida, Brassicales, Brassicaceae.